This is a messenger RNA of Papilio polytes (common Mormon), 1531 nucleotides long. RefSeq names its product pancreatic triacylglycerol lipase-like. The record is from RefSeq and is a predicted model, not a curated record. The transcript is spliced from 9 exons. Gene Ontology annotation, molecular function: lipase activity. Lineage: Eukaryota; Metazoa; Arthropoda; Insecta; Lepidoptera; Papilionidae. Bases 210 to 1238 code for a protein of 342 amino acids.
UUCUGUUGCGACGUUGUUUUCAAUUUAAUCCUGAUACAUAUUAUCCGCUCAAUAUCAUUAGAGAUAAUUUAAAUGUAAUCUAGUAAUAUCUUGAAACAAAUUAAUUUUUUAUACGGUUUCUUACUUUGAAAUAUCAAGAAAAUUAUUAGUGAUUUAGUUUAUGGUGUAUUUGAAUAUUUAAAGUUGUAUAGACUGUGUAUUUGUGUAAAAUGCGCUACAAGUUGGAAAUAAUUUAUUUGGUUAUUCUAAAUAUUAUUUUUGUGACGUCACCAGGCAUGGCUCAGAGGAACGCAUCUCUUCCAUUGUCACCUUACAGUUUCCGGAACAUUCUUCGCGCUAUGGUGCCCGUUCCGCGCGGCCGAGUGGCUAACUCCAAGGACGUUAGGAUUCUUUAUUACGGCAGGGACAUCAGCGAGCCGGCGGUAUACCACUACGCGACUCUCAAACAAUUGCUGGCAGAGCCCGAGUUCGACAUUACAAAACCCACUUCGCUGUACAUACACGGGUACGUGGAGCAGGCUACAGACGACAGCAUACUGACAGUUGUGCGUGCAUACCAGCGUCGUGGCGGUCACAACUUUCUGCUGCUGGACUGGAGCAAUCUUGGCUUCGGAAACUACAUCAACGUUAUACUCGAUUUAAAGCUGCUUGGUGAGGAAACAGCCAAGGCAAUGGCGAAGCUACUCAAAGGUGGUCUCCCUAUCGAUAGACUGCAUCUAAUCGGUCACUCGCUGGGAGCACAUCUCGGCGGCUUCUGUUGCAGAUAUCUGAAGACUUUAGGAUAUAAAGUGCCCAGGUUAACAGUACUAGACGCUGCAUAUCCUGGUUUCUAUCCGGCCUUAUUCCUGAAGCCGCUGACUCCUCAGGACGCACGCUUUGUCGAUGUCAUCCAUACAGAUGGCGGGGGCUUUGGCGCGCCCUCGGCGAUAGGACAUGCUGACUUCUGGCCCAACGAAGGACGCGCUAAACAACCGGGAUGUUUACCUCUCACAGUGCCGCUUACUGUUGAAGACUUCUGCAGCCACUGGAGGUCGUGGCGGUUCUGGGCGGAGUCUGUGGAAGGCGGCGUGUUCGCGGCGCGGCGCUGCACCGGUUACGACGCGUUCCUGCGCGGCCAUUGUCACCACGAGCCCAUAGUCCUCAUGGGGUAUAACGCUACCCCCAUGUUGCGUGGAAAUUAUUAUUUAAGAACGGCGGCGGAAUCUCCCUUCGCUUUGGGUGAAAGAGGCGCAGACUGAUGCGAAAAACUAAAAUUAUACUCAUUAACUAGUUAUUGUAUUUAAUUAAAAAAUAGACUGUUAAUUAUAAUAGAAAAUAUCGGCGUUAGGUGCAUAAAUGUUAUUGCUUAAUUUACUAGUCUGUAUUAGCCCUAGGUCACUGUUUUUAGGCCAUCUACUGUUGAUCCUAGCGUGUAGUUUUAUUACUAACAAUCCGUUAGAAUACUUCGUCAUUCUUAAAACCAACUAAAUACUUGUUACGAUUAUCAUUCAUUUAUAUAGAAGGCAAAAGGAAGGUCGUGGGAAAUAAAAUU